AUGAGGUAUUUUUAUUUAAUCAAACAAUGGUUUUAUUCUAACUAUAUUAUUUUCUUAAAAUUAAUGUUACAGAAGCCUUCUAAAUCAUUUUCUCAGAUUAAUACUGAGAAUCCAGAAAAUUUUUCUGAAAACUAUCUAAGCAAAACAAGACAGGCCGAACCUUCUCAAUCAAAUAUUCCUAAUCAGAGCCUUUUUAGCAAGUCUGCAGAGAGAUUUAAUUUUUCUAUUUCUCCAAAAAAUAAAUCAACUGCAAGCCAAGUUAAAUCUCAGCGCUUGAUAUCAGACACGUCGCUAAAUAAUACUUUGCAGACAAUUAAUUGAGAUGAAGACUAUCCUAAAGCAAAUGCCUUGUCUUCUUUUUUUCAAGACCGCAUAGAGAAUGGAUAUUACCAUUCAAAACUGAAUACAAAUGUCCCAGAAUUUCAAACAGUAAAAUCACUUUUAUCGCAUAAACCAACCAUUGAUUUUGAUGACUCAGAACUAGCAAGAGGAUACAUAAGAAUACGUGAGUGAACAGAAUUUGAAGAGAUUGACGAAAAAUUUGACAAUUUCCCAAUGCUUGAAUUUCGAAAAGCCGUACUCCGCAUAAGAUGUGCAUUUGUUCAGCUUUGCAAUAAAAUUGUUACAAAUCCUAUAUUUGAUAUCUUAAUUUUAUGCUUUAUUUUUAUGAAUACAGUAGUGUUGGCCCUCGAAGACCCAAACAAAUCCGCUCAAUCUCCAUCCCUUGAAAUUCUUGAAGAUAUUUUUUUUUAUGUUUACACAACAGAAUUUGCAUUAAAAGUUAUUGCAUUUGGAUUUAUUUUUUGCAAAAAUGCAUAUCUCAGAGAUGCAUGAAAUGUUUUAGAUUUUUUUAUUCUCCUUACUGUUUAUAUUUCAAAAUUUUAUUCAAAUCAAGGCUUAAAUUUCAAUGCUCUGCGAAGCCUAAGAGUCCUCAGACCAUUAAAAAGUAUUUCAUCUCUAAAAGGUUUGAAAGUGCUUGUGUUAGCACUUUUAGGCUCUAUUGUCCCUUUAGCGAACAUAUUGAUAAUCCUAUUUUUUGUGCUUUUAUUAUACGCAAUAAUAGGAUAUCAACUAUUCGGAGGAUUAUUUAAAUACCAAUGUAUGGAUUUAGAAACAGGCAAAUAUAGUGAAAGCUUUAUAGAUGGCUAUUCAGUCUGCGGGACAAUGGCAUGCCCAUCAGGAAAUGUUUGUGUUCAAACUUUAGCAAAUCCUGAGUUCGGCUUUACAAAUUUUGAUAAUGUCUUAAUUGGGGUCCUACAAAGCUUUACAAUAGUAAAUCAAGAAGGCUGGGCUGAAAUAAUGGAAUAUGGGGAACGAACGCUUAACCAAUUUGCUGCAAUUCUGUAUUCUGUAUCUUUGAUGUUUUUUGGGAAUUUUUUGUUGCUGAAUAUGAUGGAAGUGAUUUUAUUUUCAAAUUUUUCAAAAGAAAUGGAAAAGGUUAGGCUGAAGCAUAAAUUAAAAGACAUAAAAGAAGAUGAAUCGGCAAAUUUAUCACUGUUAAAUUAUUUAAUAUCUCAAAGUGACUCUUUUGAAGAUGCUGAAGCUUCAGAGAAAUACGAAAAACAUAUAUCUAAUAAUGAGAACUCCUCACUGCAAUAUGAAAAUCAUGAAUGUAAGCUUAUAUCAAAAAAUUCAGACAAUACUGAUGAAAAAUUUGUAAAGUUAAACAAGAUAGGCCUAAAAAUGCAUGAUAUUUUUAAAAAGGCAGAAAUUGCUUCAAGAAAUAGAAAUACAAGCGAAAUGUAUGAAUUAAUUGAUUCUUCUGAAAACUUAUUUGAAAGUAGUCCAAUUUUCAAUAAGUAUGAGAUAACUGAUAGCCUGGGGUCAAUGACUUUAAGCAUGAGCAAGUUUAGACAAAAGCAGGAUUCCGCUCUUAUAAUUCAAGAGAAUAAAAGUUUUGAUUUGGUAGAUCAAAGCUCAUUAUCAUUAAAUAUCGAAGAAGAUUUCUUAAUAAAGUCACGUACCAAAAACGAUACUAUUUCUAUCCAAGAUAUCAAUAUUGAUACCAAAGAAAAAUUAGCAAAAAAGGCAUCAUUAAUAUCAAGGAUAACCACUGUAUUUAGCUCUAAUCUUAAACGCUCUGGCACCAAAAGUUCAUCAGAUAAGCUUCCACAAGUAGUUACAAGAAUAAAAAAUUUAAAAAUUCAGAAAGAUUUAAUAGGAAAACUAAAAAAACUUUCUGAGCAUACAAAGGUUAAAGCUUUUUUAGAAGAAAAUAAUGAAAUUAGCUCAAGCUCUAUAGAAGAUGUCCUGCAGGAUUUUAUUAUAGAAAAUGAAUUUGACAAGAUGCCAAAACUUCCAACUUAUAAAUUUGUAUAUAGAGGGAGCCAAAGUAUUUAUACUAACAUAGAAAAACUUACACAAAAAUGAGAAAAUGAGAUCGCAAACUUUUUGAAUAAAUACAAACAUAAAGGGGAUUUUUCUGAUAUUUUUAAAUAUUUGUGCAAAAAGCAAUCAAAAAGUAAAGCAUUUUAUAAAAUGACGAUUGAUGUCCCAAAAAUUAUAAAAUUUCUGAAGCAAAAUGAUUUAGAUAAAAAUAAUGUUAUAGGAGAUUGAUCAGGGUAUGAUAUUGAUAUAAACUCUGAGGCUAAUGAGUAUAGAGAAAAAAUUGAUAGCAUGGCAUUUAUGAUAUGGACACCAGGAUUUAUGGGAAACUGAGAAAAAUUUAAAUAUCCUCUAUUGGUAUUUAUAAAAAGUAAAUUUUUCAUUUAUUUUAUGAUUAUUUGCAUUAUAUUUAAUACUACAGUAUUGUCGAUAAACUAUUAUGGGAUCGAUGAAAAUCUUGACAACACACUUUCAGAAAUCAAUUCAAUGUUUACAAUAAUCUUUAUUGCAGAAAUGGCAAUAAAAAUUAUUGCAAUGGGGCUAGUAGGAUAUUGCCGUGAAAAAAUGAAUUUGUUUGAUGGGGCGAUUUCUAUCUUGGCAUUUAUUGAGUUUAUUUAUAUAUCUGGCUCAAAAUCUGCAUUUAGUGCUAUAUGAGCAAUCCGCGUAUUUAGAAUUUUCAGGGUAACCAGAGUUGUUAAAUUAUUCAGGUACAUGGAAACAAUGAACCACAUUAUGGAUAAAUUAUCCCACAAUGUUUCUAUGUUUUUUUAUAUCAUCAUUUUCCAAGGUCUCUUUUUAAUUAUUUUUACAAUACUUGGUGUUCAGCUAUUUGCAGGAAAAAUGGAAUUUUAUGAGGCACAUAUUGGCUAUAACUUUAAUGAUCUUUAUUUUUCAUUUCUUUCGAUUUUCCAAAUCAUGACAGGGGCUAAUUGGAAUUAUCAAGAACUUUAUUCAAUGAGAACUGACUAUAGCUAUAGUGGCGUUCUUUUUCCAGUGAUUUGGCUUAUUGUUGGGCAUGAAAUUUUAUUAAGUAUUGCUUUAGCUUUAGUUCUUGACAUAUUUUCUAAUGAAGAUAAUGAUUUUAAUUCAGAAGCUAAUUCAACUAGAUUAUCUCACAAAACAUCUAUUUCUUCCCAAAAACAAAAAAUUCGACAAAAGAUACAGCCUAGCAUUAAAAAGAACUUUGAAGAAAAUGAAAAUGAUGAAGCUGGCAAGUCAUUAGAAGACUUGAAAAAUAGUAGCAUAAAUAGAAAAAGCAUGAUUUAUUUUGCUGAAAUUGAAUGUAGCAGAAGUUUUUGAAUUUUUUCAAAAGAAAAUAAAUUGAGAAAGUUUUGUUAUCGUUUGUCAAAUCAUCAUGCAUUUGAAGUCUGUGCUUUGAUCGUGAUAGCAUUAAGCACUGCAAAGCUAAUAUGGGAUACUUAUUUAUUUGAUGUGGACCCCAACAAUAUCAAAAUAACCAUAUCAAAUAAUUUAGACAUUGCUUUUACUUGCAUUUUUGGACUUGAGAUGGCUAUAAAAUCUAUAUCUAUGGGGUUUGUUAUUUCUAAGGGGUCAUAUUUAAGAAAUCAUUGAUGUCAAUUGGAUUUUGCCAUUGUUAUAUUAUCGAUCACAGACUUGGCUUUAACAGAUUUUUCCUGGCCAAUGAUAAAAGUUUUGAGAUUGCUAACUCCCCCUCACAAAAAAAAUUUUUGUUCGCUCAUGGAGGGGGGUUAAUUUAUUUUUUUUUUUAAAAAACAAUUCAUAUCAGAAAAUUGUUUUUUCCGAAAUUUAAAAAAAAAUCCCACUUCUAUAAAAAAUUGGAAAGCAAAUAUUAAUUUAAUUUGUAAAAUGCAUGUUUUAAAAACGCAAUUUGUUUAAAAUUAAACAGAAUUAACUCGAGAUUUCGUUAUACUAAUUAUCACUUAUAUAUCAAAUUUUUUUUCCAUAAAAAAUUUUUCUAUUAAAACAAUUUUUUGUUCGCUCACGGAGGGCGGGCUUCGAGAGCAAAAAAUAGGGAUUUUUCUAAUGGUUUUGUUCGCUCACGGAGGGGGGAGUAAGAAUCUUGCGUCCUUUAAGAAUAAUCACACACAAUGUCCAAAUGAAAAUUAUGAUAAAUGCUUUAAUUGAGUCCUUAAUAGGGGUUCUCAAUGUAGCAAGCGCAAUUCUAAUUCUUUGAUUAAUUUUUUCGAUUUUAGGUGUUUCUCUAUUCGCUGGAAAGCUUUAUUUUUGUUCGUUUUCUUGAAUAUUUACUCAAGAAAAAUGUGAAGAAAUGGGCUACACUUGGGAUUUAUAUUUCUUUAAUUUUGACAACGUCUUUGAAGCUAUGGUUGCAUCAUUUAUACUGACGUCUGAAGAUGAUUGAUCAGAUUACAUGUAUUUAACUUGUGCAACAACUAAGCCUGGCCAUGCACUUUAUCCUAACAAUAACCCUAACGCAGCUUAUUAUUUUGUUAUUCACAUGUGCAUGUGUUCAAUUUUUUUUAUAAACUUACUCAUUGGAGUUGUCUUUGAAAAAUUUAUUGAAGCUAAGCAGCAUGAGAGUUCAUUAGGAUCGCUUCUUUUAACAAAAGAGCAAAUGAUAUGGGUUGAGAUCCAAUCUUUAAUAACACAGUCAAAGCCUGAAAUUGAUACUAUAAAUAAACCGCAAAAUAAAAUCCGACUAAUUUUUUAUAAAUUCCAAAGCAAUUGAAUUUUUGAAGCAUUUAUAAUUACAUGCAUCAUCCUCAAUUUUAUAUUAAUGUGCUUGUAUUAUGAUCAAGCUCCGCAAAAAUAUCAGGAUUUUCUUGAGCUUUUUAACAUGAGCUUUACCUUCAUUUUUAUUUCUGAAGCGGCUAUCAAAAUAAUUGCGCUUGGAAAAUCUUACUUUAAAGAUAGAUGAAAUCGCUUUGAUUUUUUUGUAGUCAUUGUUUCUAUUUUGGAUUUUUUCCUCUCUGGUAUGAUUCCUCAAGAAGGUUCAGUAUUGGCAACGGUGCCACAAUUAGUCAGAGCAUUAAGAGUGCUACGAGUCACAAAAAUUAUUCGCCUUAUAAAAAAAUUCAAGACUAUGCAAGAUUUGAUUACUCUGCUUUCCUACUCAAUUCCAUCAAUACUUAAUGUAUCUGCCAUUUUACUAUUGAUUUUUGUGAUUUAUGCCAUCUUAGGUGUGUAUUUAUUUCACUCAAUAGAUAAUGGAACAAAUUUCGAUUCUUACAAUAAUAUGAACAAUUUCGAUAAAGCGUUAUCAUUAUAUUACUUAUAGAAAAGUUACUAUAAUCAUGAAGUAUUGCAUCCAUCAGUAAUACCUCCUUCGUGCACGACCUCAAAAAUGCUGCUCUGCCUAAAAAGGCCUUCACUUGCUCCCCAGUAAUUGGAUAAGUAGCUUGCAAAACAAAAGAUAUCUACCAUGGAAAAUUCAAAUGGUUUAAUUUUUCUGAUCAACUGGCCAAAAAUAGAAAUCCGAAAUCCAAAGCUUCAAAUUGAGAAAAGGUCCGAUUGGUCAGGAAACAUACCGGUGGCUCUGCUGGGAGAUCCCUUUUCAACUCUCGGCUCCGUUCUUCUUUGGGGCAAAAUCUACAUCAUGAAGGAGCAUGCGGUCGCUAACCCUACAUUGCUCUUCACCAAAAUAGGAAAAAUAUGUCUGGAUACACUUUCCCGAACUCUAUCCUCCUUUCCUCGAGGGUCCCUACGCCACCUUGGCAUGCUAGCUACAUAAGUUAAGAGGGUGGGUCGAUUCGUCACUCCAUUAUAAUAUAUGUAUGAUUUCGAUAAAGCGCUUUUAAAGCUUUUCAUCCAUGCUACUGGAGAAGGUUGGGCAAUGUCAAUGGAUGAUUGUGCAAAAUCCUCUGCAGGAAAGGCAGUUUCUUACAUAUAUUGAAUAUCUUUUAUUUCAUUGACCACGUUUAUUAUGCUGAAUUUAUUUGUUAUGGUGAUUCUUCAAGAUUAUGAAGAUUUUACAAAUGACGCUCAAAGUGGCGUUAUUAUGUUUAAUAAAGAUGUAAAAAAAUUCAAAAAAGUCUGAGCAACAUAUACAGAGUCGACUCAGGGAAAGAAAAUACACUAUAAAUUUUUAGUCGAUUUUAUGUAUGCACUUGGGAAUGACUUGGGUGUAUCUGAUCAAUAUACCUACGGAAAAGUCAUUAAGCUACUAUUGAUAAUGCAAAUAGAUAUAGAUUUUGAGGGUUACAUAUAUUUUCUUUUAGGUCACUUCCUCUUGCAAAGAUUCUUUAGUACAAUUUAUUCAAAUUUUUUUCCUAUUAACUCCCCUUCUGUGAGUGAACAAAAAUUUCAUUCGGGGUUAAUUAUUUAAAGAAUAAAUUUUAUUUUAUAAAUUUAAAAAAUCCCAAUAUUGGAAAGUAAAAAUUAAAUAAUUUGUAAAAUCUAUACUUUAAAAAACGCAAUUCAACAGAAUUACUAGAGAUUUCAUUAUACUAAAUAUCACUAAUAUAUCAAAUAUUUUUUUUUUAUACUAAUUUUGUUAUUUAAAAAAUUUUUUGUUCGUUCAUGGAAGGGCAGUAAGGCAUAAGGGCUUUUAGAGCAAAUGCCUGACGAGAAAAAGUUUCUAUCAAAUGGGCUGCUAGGAAAAAUCACUUGCUACGGAGUUUUUUGAGGGUUUUGUAUACUAUAAUGAUAUGUUAUUUGCUGUAAUGAAAAGAAAAUAUUCAAAAUUCCUCAAAAGGGAUAUUGAUAUUGACUCUCAAAAGUUAUUGAGGAAAGAAGAGCUAAAAACGUCGAAGAAGCUACAAAAAUUAAAACAAAAAACAAAUUCAACAGAAAAUAAGGGAAAACUAACUCAGAAGGAUCAGAACAAUGGCAAACAAAAAAAUAAUUUGAUUAUGUCAAUGAUAUACGCAAGAACAGUGUUCAGAAGCUGAGCAAAUUGGAUUAAAAGGAGAAAAAAUAAAAAUUACGGGUCAAUUAGUGUGACACCACAAUUUUCUGAGAUUGAAUUUCCAGGUGAAAACUCAGUUGCAUCUGAAGACCAAAUAAAUACAUAG
Messenger RNA from Blepharisma stoltei, 7277 nucleotides. Lineage: Eukaryota; Ciliophora; Heterotrichea; Heterotrichida; Blepharismidae. The record is from the annotation of a GenBank genome assembly.